CAAGCCUAAAAUAAUAAUUUAAAAAAUAUAAGGAAACGAAGAAGAUGAAGAAGGAAUGAUUCUAGUGUGCAGAGAAAGAGAGAUUCAUUGUGUGUAUUCGAGAUUAGAUAUUAUUUUGCUUCUCGAAGUUUAUAGCCUCACACCUUCCUUCGUCGUUGUGGAUUCUCACCGAUUCGCUCAAUGAUCUGACUGUGAUGAUCUCUACGUAUCCGCUGCUGGAGAUUUAGGUUACAAUACGUUUGGAUUUGAACAUGCAAUUGAUUCUGAUGCCAUUGUUAUGAUUAGGUUAUGAGGCUGUGUUGUUGAUGACGAUGCGAUGAAUGCUAUGGAACGAGUCGGUGAAGAAACGGUGGGGAGCAACAACGUGCAGUUGAAAGGACGAGUGGAUGAUGUUCCUACGGUGAAUGAAUCGGAGCCUGGAAGCUCAGCUCACAACGUUGUUGAUAUCGACAAGGCUCCGGAGGAAGCUAAGAUCUCUGUUGAAGAGCUGACUUAUAAUAGAGCUGUUCAAGGGAGUAAUAAUAAUAAUAAUAAUCAUAUGGAGAGUUCUAGGGCUGGCAAGUUCGAGCAUUUGUAUCGUCUUGGAUCUUCUGCGUUUAGAGGAGGAGCUGGAGAUGGAGGAGGAGGAGGAGGAGAUGUUGAUUCUCAGCCACGUGAUAUGGAUCAGAUGCUGUCGAGGAUUAGGCAGCAGCUCGCGGGAGCUCCUUCGGAGAGGCAAAACUUGAUGAAGCCUUUUGUGAACAAGAGGAGCGAUCAGAAUCUGGAAGCUUUCUCCGAGCGUCUGAGAGCAGCUGGUGGAGAGAACAGCGUGGGGCCUGCGUGGAUCAGCGACGGUGUCCAGUUGAAAACUCCGUUGAGUUCUUCGAGUUUUUCUCAGCUGAUACUUAAAAGAGCUAUGAAGGGGAAAGGUGUAGUUGGUAAAAACCAGGAAGCUCCUCCUCCUGAGUCGCCUAUUGCUCAUGAUCCGUUGGCUGUAAAACCAAUCCCCAAAGGUAAUGGGGUUGUAUCGCAUGGUGAAGGGAACCAUACUAACUCUUCUUCUUGUGGAAUCAGUUUGAGGGAGUUUAUUAGAUCGAGUUAUGGUAAACGAGAGAAACGACACAGCCUUUCUCUAUUUAGGCAGCUGGUGGAGCUGAUUGGCUCAGCACAUUCGCAAGGAUUGUUUUUGCUGGAACUGAGACCAUCGCUUUUCGCUUUGGUCCCGUCGAAGAAACUUAGAUAUAAUGGUACUUUCGGAAAGAGCAGUAUAGAAUCGGAUGGUGACGAAGAUUUGAAUAGGAAGAGGCACGUGGUUCAGGAAUCAUCUCUUGUGGGUAGGGAUUUGAAGAAAAGAAGAAUGGAUUUGAACGCUCCAGGGAAUCAACUUCAGGCCACUUCAAGUGGGAGACCUUUGAAAAGGAAAAGCCCCUUGAUUGAUUUAAACGUGGUUGAUGUGCGUAAUCCAGACAGUUGUGAACUUCAACAGCAAAGCUAUAUGAAAAAUUUAGGCGUGCCUUCAGUGACGAGAAAACAGUCUAUGUCCACUUGGCUAGAAGAGCAAUGGUAUACUUGUCCAGAGGAAAUAAAUGGAGAAGAUAUCGGAGAGAAGUCAAAUAUAUAUUCCCUUGGUGUUCUUCUAUUUGAGUUGCUAUGCCAUUGUGAGUCCAGUGAGAUGCAUGCUGCAAUGAUGGCGGAUUUACGUCAUCGGAUUCUCCCACCAGCAUUUCUCUCAAGAUACCCAAAGGAAGCUGGAUUUUGUCUUUGGCUUCUACAUCCUGAGCCCUCCUCCCGACCAACAGCUAGAGAAAUACUGAAGUCUGAGUUGAUAUAUGUGGAGGAUUCUGCUAAAUCGACUGCCGCCGCCGAGGAAAUGUCUGAGCUGUUACUUCAUUUUUUGUCUUCACUUGAAAAGCAGAAGAAGAAAAAGGCAUCUAAGCUUUUGCAAGACAUCCAGACCUUGGAGGAUGAUAUCAAAGAGGCCGAGCGAAGAUAUUCUUCAAAAGCAUCUCUGGUGAGAUCUCGUGAAGCGAUUGAAAGCACUCCUGGCGCCUUGUUUGUACCAACUGCUAAUACAGACAGGCUGAUGAGUAAUAUCCGUCAACUUGAAGAUGCAUAUUUCAUCAUGAGAUCACAAAUGAAGUUAUCGGAUUCUACGGCUAGUGCCCGUUCUGACAAAAGCCUUCUAAAGGACAAGGACAAGUGGUCUGAAAACCAAAAUAAGGAUCAGGAUGCGAGAACCAAAGGAAAAUCGUCAGAUCAACUUGAAGUGUUUUUCGAGGGGUUGUGCAAAUUUGCUCGGUAUAGCAAGUUCGAAACCUGUGGAACAAUCAGAAGUGGAGACCUUUUAAACUCCGCCAGUGUGGUCUGCUCAUUGAGUUUUGACCCUGAUGAGGAACACAUAGCAGCUGCUGGGAUAUCAAAGAAAAUCAAGAUUUUUGACUUCAACGCAUUUAUGAAUGAAUCUGUCGGUGUUCAUUAUCCACUAGUAGAGAUGGUCAACAAAUCGAAAUUAAGCUGCGUUUGCUGGAAUAGUUACAUCAAAAACUACUUGGCCUCGACUGACUAUGACGGUGUAGUCCAGAUAUGGGAUGCUGGGACUGGACAAGGAUUUUCCCAAUACACAGAACACCAGAAGAGAGCCUGGUCAGUUGAUUUUUCUCCAUCUGACCCGACGAAAUUUGUCAGUGGAAGUGAUGACUGUUCAGUAAAGCUUUGGAGCGUCAAUGAGAAACGGUCAUUAGGAACAAUCUGGAGUCCAGCAAAUGUGUGUUGCGUGCAAUUCUCUUCAUAUUCCAAUCAUUUAUUGGCAUUUGGGUCAGCUGAUUACAAGGUCUAUUGCUAUGAUCUUCGUUACGUCAAAACUCCUUGGUGCACAUUGGCUGGCCACGAGAAAGCUGUUAGCUACGUUAAAUUCAUGGAUUCAGAGACCAUCGUCACUGCUUCCACUGAUAACUCUCUCAAGCUUUGGAAUCUCAACAAGACAAAUUCCUCUGGUUUGUCUCCUGGUGCUUGUUCAAUGACGUAUAAAGGACAUACAAAUCAAAAGAACUUUGUCGGAUUAUCGGUCUUGGAUGGAUACAUAGCCUGUGGUUCAGAGACCAAUGAGGUAUAUAGUUACUAUAGAUCCUUACCAAUGCCAAUGACUUCAUACAAGUUUGGAUCAGUGGAUCCCGUUUCUGGAAACGAAUACUUUGAUGACAAUGGACAGUUUGUGUCGAGCGUCUGUUGGAGAAAGAAAUCGAAUAUGCUUGUAGCUGCGAAUUCUACUGGAAACAUGAAGCUACUAAAACUGGUUUGACAUUUGUGGGCGAGUGAGUUCUUUUGGAAAACAAAUCUCAAAACCCUAAUCUCUCAAGUCUGUAUCCAAGACAAACAGUUUGACUUGAACCUACUUUUUUGUCCUGGAAACGUUGAAUCCUAUAUGACCGUGACAGGCUAUGGUUGGCAACCAAAUCUCGGAGAAGUUUGAAGCAAAAAAAAAAAAGGCUCUCUGCGUCUGUGAUAAUAUUUGAUUCUUCUUCGUUAGUAACUGUAUAUGAGAUGAAAGUUCUCAGAUUCUUCGGAAAGUGACUCAGAUUUGGUCUUGCACAAACAAGUUCGGCAUCAAUGUGUAAUGAUUAGAGGUAUAUAAUCUGUACAAGUGUGUUCCCAUAGCUUCAUUAUGUUAUUGUUGUUGGAUAUCUUAUCUACUGUGUUAGAGAUAAUAAAGCGAGAAAAGAGGUCUCUGAUUAUUA
Molecule: messenger RNA, 3713 nt
Organism: Brassica napus (rape)
Lineage: Eukaryota; Viridiplantae; Streptophyta; Magnoliopsida; Brassicales; Brassicaceae
Product: protein SUPPRESSOR OF PHYA-105 1
Exons: 8
Coding region: 317-3277 (986 amino acids)
Biological process (GO): photomorphogenesis; protein phosphorylation
Molecular function (GO): protein binding; protein kinase activity; ATP binding
Source: RefSeq, a predicted model, not a curated record